Colletotrichum truncatum is the source of this 759-nucleotide messenger RNA. Its product is annotated as GMP synthase. Gene Ontology annotation, cellular component: nucleus; cytosol. The record is from RefSeq and is a predicted model, not a curated record. NCBI's taxonomy places the organism in Eukaryota, Fungi, Ascomycota, Sordariomycetes, Glomerellales, Glomerellaceae.
AUGGGCUCCCAAGCACCCCGCAUUCGCCUGGCGAUCCUUGAAGCCGAUACCCCCCAACCGCAGACUAAGGCAGAGUAUGGAGGCUACGGUGGCGUAUUCACUGCGCUUCUUCGUACCGCCGCACUAUCUUCUGUACCCCCCGAGCCCCUUGACAAUAUUCUCGACAUCUCCGUGUACCACGUUGUCGGCGAUGAAGCUGUCUACCCGGAUCUGAACUCCGUUGACGCCAUCCUUAUCUCGGGGAGCAAGCAUAACUCAUUUGACAACGACCCAUGGAUCCUUAAGCUGGUCGAGUUCACCAAGAAAUGCAUCGACAGCGAAAUCAAGGUCAUCGGCGUUUGUUUCGGGCACCAGAUCGUUGCUCGGGCGCUAGGCGUCGAAGUGAAGAGGAGCGAGCUGGGUUGGGAAGUUGCCGUUGUCGAUGUCAACCUUACGCCCAAAGGAAAAGAACUCUUCCAGCUGGAUAAGAUGCGUAUCCACCAAAUGCAUCGCGACGUCGUCACCGCCAACCCGCCCGGGUCCGAGUCGCUCGCUUACACGAGCCUCUGCCCCGUUCAGGGUUUCUACGCGCCCAAGAAGUACAUCACCGUUCAGGGCCACCCCGAGUUCACCGGUCCCAUUGUCAGUGAGGUGCUCAACAUCCGUCAUAAGGCGGGUAUUUUCACCGACGAGAUGUUUACAGACGCCAUCAACCGCACUCAUAUCGAGCACGAUGGCGUCAGUAUCGCGCGCGGAUUUCUGCGUUUCUUGAGAGAAUGA